This is a messenger RNA of Formica exsecta, 3027 nucleotides long. RefSeq lists its product as uncharacterized. The record is from RefSeq and is a predicted model, not a curated record. Gene Ontology annotation, molecular function: actin binding. Bases 306 to 2660 code for a protein of 784 amino acids. Gene Ontology annotation, cellular component: Z disc; actin cytoskeleton; nucleus. Gene Ontology annotation, biological process: positive regulation of actin filament bundle assembly. Lineage: Eukaryota; Metazoa; Arthropoda; Insecta; Hymenoptera; Formicidae. The transcript has 12 exons.
UCGGUCCGUUGGCUCUUAAGAGUCGCGGUGGCGGUGGUGAUGACGAUUCCUGGUCCACUGCCUCGCGUUUAAACGGUCAGUGUGUGCCAGGGAGUAUUUUGCAAGAUGCGAAAUUCGUUUCUCGUAGCGAGGGAGCCCUCGUCGUGGGUUUAAACGGACCACCUUCGGUGAAGUGUGUAGGCCGAGGUGUCACGCAUUACGUAAAACUACAGGAAAAAUAAAUCGCGAGGAAAGAGGGAAAACAAAGUGUGGGCGAAGAAGGGACACGAUUGACCCUCUCUCUCUGUGUAUGUGUGCACGUCGCGAUGAGGAGAUCAUCGUUUGAUAAGCACGCUAACGCCAAGCGCAACAUUCUGAAUAAUACGUCGUACGGGCUCAUCUGCACCAAGGAUGCCGAUUACAAGUGCAGCGUGAAGUACAGCGGUGCUUCUCUGCCGGAGAAAAAUUAUCUGCAACGUAGUGUAUCCGCAGACAAUGUUGUAAUUCGUUCGCGCGGUUACAAACCGUCCGACAGACACGAUCCGGUCAAAAGGAACUUCCUUGAGAAUCUCACUUCGAAAAUAUUGCACUUCGACAUGGAAGGGGGCGAGACUACUCCGAUUAACUUACAAAAGCUACUUACACCGGCAUCGGACACUCAUGAAAUAUUGCAAUCAAAAAAUAAGAAAAUGUUUGCGUCGUCGUACUUUUACGCACCGACGCAUCCUACGGUCGAGGAUCAGGUUGAACUCGCACGUCGAAUCUCGCAUUCGCUCAGCGACGUGAAAAACGUCAAGAGUAAAGGACAGUCGAUGUAUGUGAAUAGAAAAAAGCGAUCUGUUAAGUGGAUUCACGACGGAAACGGUCUCGAGGAUGAAGAGGAAUCGAUUGCAACUGUUCAUAAGGACAAACUACCCCUCAAAUGUGUGAUGAAUCCAUGCGGAAAAGUACUGGACAUUCAGGGUAUUCAGGCAUUAGGCGAAGAAGUCAAUAUCGCGUCAGUACCAAAAAAUCCUGAAAAGCUCUUCGACAUUGUUCGCGACUUGAAUAAUCAAAGAGGACGCGGUGCCGAGAUAUUUGCGAAACGUAGGAAAAGAUCGGAAAAGUGGGUGGUGGACCAAGAACAGCCGCAGACACCCAAUACUCCUGUUACACCGAAAACGCCAACGUAUCCGGAAAAAUUGGAAGUUAACGGUAACGCGAAAUUCGUGACGCCGUCAUUGUUGACACCUCACACGCCAAUUUCGAGCACUGAUAAAACAUUUUAUAAUCCCUUUACAGUGGACAUUGCCGUCGAGAACGCAAAUAUGCCAAUAACAGACAGGCACCGAUCGCGCUGCAAUACUAACCGAUGCGAUCAUUCGAGCGAGGUAAAAAAGAUUUAUCUGCGAGAAAUUGCGGUCGGCACAGACUCCGAUUUCCCUCUGGAUCAAUCUCGAUCAUCCAUCGUUGAGAAGUCCCAUCGUAUCGCUUACGAAUCUGCUAACGAUCGACGCGCUAAUAUUACUAAUUAUCGCUCUGCCGCCAAUAACAAUAACAGAUACAUUAAUAAUUAUCAGUCAUCGAGGAAAUCCAAUUUUUGCAACGUGCAGAGCUAUAAUAAUAAAGACACGGGAAUUCAACAGCGUUUUGAUAAGAAGUACGAUGAUAACGUGAUUGACGAUAAGAUUGGAAAUAAGCAACAGAUCCAGAUGCAGAAUGAUAAUGAAGAAAAUGAGUAUACACCUGUACCAGUAAAGCAAUUGAUACAAGAAUUUGAGAAGACCUGUAGACCAGUUCUGCAAUACAAACAAAUCAGUCCGAAGAUCAUUCCAAUCGUACAACAGUGUCCAUUGGACAAUGAUAUAGCGCGUUUUUUCGAGACGAGAAAUCCUACCAAGUAUAAUAAUGGAGAGGAGGAAUACGCACGCGCACGCGAAAACUAUGAAGGGUCUGCCCAACUACAAUCCCAACUACAGUCCCGAUAUAAUGGCCGAUUAUAUGACCCGCGCGGAAAUUACGAGAGGAAACUGCAGCCCCAAUGCAACGGACAAUUCAACAGUGCACGCGAGAACUAUAAAGAAGGAUCAGCGAAACUACAGUCCCGAUACAACGGUUACGUUUCCACUGAUGAGAGCGAAUACACGACAGAUGACACCGAUUUCGAGGAAGAAAUCAACGACUAUCCGAACGCGGCUGGUUCCAUAGAUUGCGGCCAUUCCGCGCCGUCCGCCCUGUUGAAUCGCUGCGAAAGCAGCGAGUGCUCAUUCACGUUCGAGGACGAAUAUUCGGAUACUCGGCGUCAUUCGAUUGCCUCGCAGGAAUUGGAAGCCCUUUAUGCCAGCAGCAUCGACACGAGAUUCGUUAAUACCGAGGCUGAGAUACCGCCCGAAGCGAAGUCGCUGAUGCUCUCGAUGGUCGCUUCGCAGGAGGGUAUACUCGAGACCAAGAAACAUCUUCGUAGCACGCCGAUCUUGGAUAAUCUCUUAGGCACCGCUACGCCAGAGUGCAAAAUCAGUGACGUUAAUCCGGAAUUAGGAAACAAACUGUACGAAAAUAACAAUUACACUGGACCGAAAUUGGGCAGCCUCCACAAUUUGACGAAUUAUAAUACGGCACCGCGUGGAUGGGAUCAAUCACUCACAUUUUAUCGGCCUAUUAAAUUCGAGAAACCACAGGAGAUUAUGUACUCUGAUUUUUAGGAGUACCAUUUUAAAUCUUGUAAUACAUAUCACGAAUUCAAAAAUCGAUCGCAAUUCUAAUUCCUCCGAGACAUCGAGAAAUAUCGGAAUGUGUUUUUCGCACGGUUGCAUUCAUUCACCAUCAGCGCCAAAAUUUAAACCAGUGAUCUGCCUCGAUCACACGCAAAUAAUACGUUACGAAUAGCAUAUGCAACGUUAAUGACGCAGACAUACGCACGACAUGUUUGGAAUUUCGUUUUGUUUGGUACACCUCUACAACUUCUACCCCUCACAAAGAUAUUUAGUGUUGUUUAUGUUUUGACAGUGUUACAUUUUAUUGCAUUUUACUUUAUUAUAUUAUGCAAAUAAAUAUAUGUUGUUUUCCUAA